Cetraspora pellucida is the source of this 279-nucleotide messenger RNA. NCBI's taxonomy places the organism in Eukaryota, Fungi, Glomeromycota, Glomeromycetes, Diversisporales, Gigasporaceae. The record is from the annotation of a GenBank genome assembly.
AUGUCAGCUUGGGUUAAUUGUGAUUCCCUUUUUAUUGCAACAGAAGUUUAUAAAGAGCAAUAUGUGGAACCUUUACCUAAUAAAAGAGAUGUAUAUGUAGGCUCAUUUUGGAAAACAGGAAAAACUCAUAACUUAGAAUAUCUUACUAUUUCCAAUAAUAUGCAAGAAAUCAUUCGUGCUCUUAGAACUGAUUUUUCUGGAUUAUGUAUUAAAAAUUAUCAUGAUAAAUCCAAUCCAGUAGAAAAGGCUUAUGAUUUUAGUGAUAUAGAAGAAGCAUGA